AUGAGCGGAGUACCGGGCAAGAAGAGCUCGUCCGGCUCGUCAAGCGCGACAGAUUGGAUCAGUUUGGCUUGUAAAUUUGCAACAGACAGAAAUGAUUUCAGGAGGAAUCUUCUGGUCAACUUGGGGUUGUUUGUGGCCGGUGUUUGGAUUGCCAGAAAUCUCUCCGAUUUUGAUUUGAUGGCUCCUCAGCCUGCAACGUAACAAUGCCUCAUCCUGUACAUGUGACCAAGGCAACUGCAACAUGGGCGGCAGAUGCAACCAGCCAUAAAAGUUGCCUGUACUCAUUUAGCAUCCCGGCCAUCCUACAAAAUGAGUCACUAUCCAGUCUGGAGGAGUGGAAGCUUGGCCUUCAAGAGAGAUUCCA
This is a messenger RNA of Syngnathus typhle (broad-nosed pipefish), 364 nucleotides long. It is a transcript of the gene tomm6, whose product is annotated as translocase of outer mitochondrial membrane 6 homolog (yeast). The coding region runs from base 1 to 201 and encodes 66 amino acids. The transcript has 3 exons. Lineage: Eukaryota; Metazoa; Chordata; Actinopteri; Syngnathiformes; Syngnathidae. Gene Ontology annotation, cellular component: mitochondrial outer membrane translocase complex. The record is from RefSeq and is a predicted model, not a curated record.